UAGCCGUGGGAGGGGAAGCGGGCCUCUCUGGCGCCUGGUCGUGACGACACUGACGGCGACUUCCACGCGGUGCCCCACUGCUUUCUCCUGCCCCAGAGACUCCUGAGAAGAUGCCGAAAGCCAAAUCCGCGACGAGUGGUCGCCGGCGCGAGCGGCAGGAGCAGCGCCGGGAGCUGAAGCGAGCCGGAGGACUCAUGUUCAACACAGGGAUUGGGCAGCACAUUUUGAAAAAUCCUCUAGUUGUUAACAGCAUUAUUGAUAAGGCUGCUUUAAGACCUACCGAUGUGGUGCUGGAAGUUGGGCCUGGAACUGGCAACAUGACUGUGAAGCUGUUAGAAAAGGCCAAAAAGGUAGUUGCUUGCGAACUUGAUCCAAGGCUAGUAGCUGAACUUCACAAAAGAGUUCAGGGCACGCCUCUGGCCAGCAAACUCCAGGUCCUGGUGGGAGAUGUAUUAAAAUCAGAUUUGCCGUUCUUUGAUGCUUGUGUGGCAAACUUGCCUUAUCAGAUCUCCUCUCCUUUUGUCUUCAAGUUGUUACUCCACCGACCAUUUUUCAGAUGUGCUAUACUUAUGUUUCAAAGAGAAUUUGCUCUUCGUUUAGUUGCAAAACCUGGAGAUAAAUUAUAUUGUAGACUCUCCAUUAAUACACAGCUUUUAGCACGGGUGGACCAUCUAAUGAAGGUGGGGAAGAAUAACUUCAGACCGCCCCCCAAGGUGGAGUCCAGCGUUGUAAGGAUAGAACCCAAGAAUCCACCACCGCCUAUCAAUUUUCAGGAAUGGGAUGGCUUAGUAAGGAUCACUUUUGUUCGGAAAAACAAGACACUGUCCGCUGCAUUCAAAUCAAGUGCAGUACAACAGCUGUUGGAAAGAAACUACAGAAUCCACUGUUCAGUACAUAACACUGUAAUACCAGAAGAUUUCAGUAUAGCAGAUAAAAUACAGCAAAUCCUAACCAGCACAGGUUUUAGUGACAAACGGGCCCGUUCCAUGGACAUAGAUGACUUUAUCAGGUUGCUACAUGGGUUCAAUGCAGAAGGUAUUCAUUUCUCCUAGCCACUUGGAAACAACUUUUUCAAGAUCAAGAAAAAAAAAAUGAAAUUAUACGUUUCUAAUAUUUGAGAAUAUCACUGUUUUUGUUCUACAUACACUUUUCAGAAAUUAUUUAAUAAUACUUUUGUACCAUUUAUUAUCCUGUAUAAGCGGUUAUAUAUAUAUAUCUAUCUUCUUUCUUGGUUCUAGUGUUUGAAAUAUAAUAAAAAGGGCAGGGUUCAAUAUAAUGGUCUUCAAGUUUGGAAGCCGCAGAUACGCACAACCAUACACUUAAACCUUUCUAACAAUUUAUUGUAUGAAGAUGUUUUUUUUCUUCACGGUGUUUUAGAAUAUGAGGCCCACUUAGGCCUGCAGCUUAAGUCAACCAGCCUACAGAGCCCCUAAACUCCUUCUCCUCAUUCACAUGUACUGCAAGUUACUUAAUGUGGUUUUCCUCACACACCCUUUUCAUCCUCUAUACUUCCGUAUUACUGCCUUCCUUGUCAGCUGUCCUGCUGCAGUAACAACAUGACGGUUCUGGAGAAGCUGCAGUCUGCCGCAGUUAUACAGUGCAGGCAUGUUCUACAUGUGACUCUGCAUGUGAAAUGCAAAGCUUAGAAAAAGCCUAAAUAUGAAAUCUUUAUCAAAUCACAUUUUCUUGAGGGGGACAACAUUUACAAAUUUCAGAUUUAGAAAAAAUUCCAGACGGUUUUGUAAUUCAAAUCAUUCAAAGGAAAAAUGAUUUUCUUUUUCCUUGAAUGAGAAGGUCCUUUUGAGGCUAGCCUUAAUCUCAGAAUCUUACCUCAGCCUCCUAAAUGCUGGGAUUGCACUUGAGUACCACUAUGUGUAGCUUCAAAUUUUCAGUUUUCAGCUUUUUAAAAGAACAGCCAUUUUCCUACAACUACAGGCUAUUCCUGACUUCUGGAUAAUGAAGAUUCUAGUACCUGGUGUUUCUUUUUAAGCUAUGUAAAAAUUGUCAGAUUUAGUGUAAAUGCUGGUUAUAUAUUUUAAUAAAUUAGCUGUCUUAUUUAUAUAAGGAAAGUAAACUAUCUUUAUUAAAUAUUUAAUUCUCUUUAUACCUAAAGCUUAAAGGAAUAUUUCCAAUUAAUUUAGAAAAGGUGCACUAUGUAAACUUAAAACUAUAAACUGUUAGCCUACACAGAUUUCUCCCCAAAAUCUGCUUCAAAGUCAUGUAGUAAAUAGCAUUAUGACUUUAAAUAGUUAGCUAUAAAUAGUUAGCAGCCUUUCAGAUUGAGAAAUUUCUAAACAUAAUCUAUAACAAAAAAAUACUUAGCUGCAGAAGCAACUUUUGUCACAUGAAUGAUAACUAUUCUUAAGGGUUAGUUAUCUUUACUGUGACAGAACAGUUUUGUACCAUACUACUUAAGGAAACAAUUCUGCUUAACUGGGAUUCCUCAGCUUAUCCUCCUUUACUUUCCCCAACUGCUGAGCUUUAGUCCCUUUAACUAGUCUUCGGUUUUCCCUCUGUAAAGCUGAAUUGUAGUUUACCUUUGAAGAUGUUUACUGCUACUAGUUUUCAGGUACUCUGACUAUAGAUCAAGACAAAGCCAUUAUAAGGCAACAUGUAUCUAUAAAGACCUACAAAGAUAGUACCAGUCUAAGGCCAAUAACAUUAAAGCUAAAACUGUUGUGCUUAAGAUGAGCAAGUUCGUGUCUUUAAUGCCCAUUACAUAUGGGCCAACUUCAAAAAUUGUGGAGUCAAGGAUUUUGUACAUAGCUCUGGCUGUCGCCGAACUUACUACGUAGACCAGGCUGGCCUUGAACUCAGAAAUCCGCCUGCCUCUGCCUCUAAGUGCUGAGAUUAAAGGCAUGUGCCAUCAUGUCCAGCAGAAAUUACCUUAAACAGCUUCUGCAAGAUGAACAGAAAUAGUUCUUCCUCUUUGAAACAAAUAGAAUAUAUCUUACAACUGCAAGAAAACCUGAGUUCCUUCCAAAACAAAGGUGAUUAUAUUGAAGUACAUUUCUAUAUUCGUUUCAUAAAUUCCAUUUAUUAAUAAGCAUAUUGUGAAAAAAAUCUACAUUUGAUUUGGACUUCAUGUUUACAGAGUUUUCACCAUGGUGUUAGGAUUCCUCAGGGCUACCCUCUCAUGACUAGUGAAGUAAAGAAUCUGGCUCGUUGACUCUAUUCAUAGAUUUCCCCUUGGUUCACUGAGUGAAUCAGUAGGUUCCCUAGAGUUAAUGAAGAGAUCCAUGGGAGGUUCUUUGGUUAACCUACUGGACUGUAGACUGGGAACCAAGGAAAAAUGAGAUAUAUAGAUACAUAUAUAUAUAUAAAUCUUUAAACAAUAUUUACAUGAGAAUUGGCCAGUUUCCUUUCUUAGAUUAGCAGCUGUAAAAAUGAGUGCUGCCAUUUAAAGAGUAGCCUACUUUACCACCAAUCUAUAGGUGAGAUGUGAUUCUCACCAAAUAAACCAUCACAUAUUAGGUAUUAGAUGGAGCUUGGUAUGACCUGCCUUAUAGGGCAUCAACACUUCUUAGGGGUUACAUACUGUCUAUACUUGGCUUAUCUAACUUGUAUUAUGGACUACUUUCCAUGUACAUACAAAUGUUCAUGCAUCAGAAGCCAAUUUCCUUUAACAGCACGUUACGUUUUGGUGAGCUAAUAAACACUUCAACUUAAAUAAUGGCAUUGUUAAGGAUCAAAUUACACUAUUAGUCUUGUUAACACCACUGGCACACACACUGCAUAUAUAUGUAUUAUCCUAAGAUAAAACUCCUCUCAGAAUUUCUUUACUUUUAUUAUACACCAACUAGUUUAUAUUUUAGUUUUUUACAAAGAAAAUGCUAAGAAAAUUAUAAUCACAUGUCAUGGUAUUAAAAUCAUAAUUCCAGAUUUCUUUACAUAUAAGAUGGAAUGGUCCAGCAGCUAUGUCCACUGUCACAGACUUUAGUUCCGUUCAAUUGAUAUGGCACAUCCUGCAAAAUUAACUAGUACACACACACACACACACACACACACAGAGAAAUGUCUCAAAUACAGUAAAAAUGUACACACAAUAAAGGUAAUUUACAGUUACAAAUAAGGAAUGUAAUUUAUCUUGGCUGUGCUUCAGAAAUCUAGGGUCAAUAGCCUUAGUCAAGGCACAGAAGGAUGAGUAAGCACAGCUGUCUCUAGGAGUAGGCAAGGUAUGUACAGUCACUGAUGAGGUAUGCAUGCACGCAAAGUAUUCAAAAUCGCUCAGUCUUGCUACGAAAUUGAUUUGGGUUAAAGGAAAUUCUGUGGCUUCCCCUAUUCUCAACUUCUGGAUUACUUCCACAAUCCUUAAAUAAAAUUGGUAAGGAUAUCCAAAAGCAAUCACUGUUUGGGUAAAUGAAACAAAAUACUUCACUAAUCCCAAUUGUUAGUUGUGCCUCUUGGACUAGAAGCACUUGUAGACAAAGGAGUGUUUCACAAAAUUGAAAUGUCAUUCAGGUGAAGGACAAGAUAUUUUCCACACACUUAAGAUCUCAAAAACGUUCAAGUGGCCUUUACAGUUGGACCACCAUUUGUUACAGUAUUAGGGAUUCUGGGGAUCCUUUAGUAGCAAAUACCGACUUAGAGGGCUCGGGGUCUCUUGGGGUUAAUUUGCUUGCUGGCUUGUUCUUCUUCUUGUAGCGCUGCACGAAAAGAUUUCACUUUAUCUUGUAAAAAGAAAAGAACAAGGGAGUAAGUAUUUUAGAACAAGCAACGCAGUGCACAACUUUUAUAAUGUCUAUCAAUUUAGUGCUUAUUGUAACAAAAACUCAGCAUUUCUCAUGAACCUUAGAACUAUGUUUAACCACUCUCCAAAAGGGAACUGAUGAGUCUAACUUAGAUGUAAAACAGAUAGAUAAUCCUUUCAAUGUGACAUUUCUAUUCAGUCUAACUCUAACUUUCUUAGCCAAGAAAACUUAAAACCUGAAUUAAAAAUAGUAUUAGCUCAUCAGGGACUAUGAAAGGAUAACAGGACAACACUUACUUGCUCUUAUUUCUACUACCUUGUACUGACAGCAUUAUCAGUAGGUUAAUUAGUGUCAGGGGCUAUAAAAAUAAGACAUCGUUCUACAGCAGUGGUGCUCAAAUGGAAGUGAUUUUUGCCCGAACAUUUAGUGAUGUCUAGAGGUAUUUUAAUUAUUUAUCACAACUGGUAUGGUGCUGUGCUAAUAAGCAAGAAUGAGCAAACAUUUACUUUGCAUAGGGCAGCACCCCUCAACAAACGAUGGCCUGUUCAAGCUCUCAAUAGUGACAAGUUAUGUAAUUGUAGCUCAGUGGUAUGCACAGGGCCCUGGGUUCAAUCAUCACAAAAGCAUCACAACAGAUACCAUGUGGUGUAACCUGUAUAUAAAAAAAUGCUAAGUUCAAGUUUUCCUUUUUAGAAGUACAACAUUUUACAAAAUUAAUUUUUCUGAAAUUAAAGACUUGUGCCACUUAACUAAAACAUUUUGUAAUCAAAAUAUUCAGAUGAAAGAUGACAUUUUCCACAAACUUAAUAUUGUAAACUUUUAAAUGCUUCUCACAACUGAAUCAUUGUAUGCUAGCUAUAGUACUGAGGAUUUGUGGGAAUCCUUCAACUCAUUUAAAAGAAUGCUGGAUCUGGUGCCUGUUAAUAUGACAAGCUUAACUUCUUUUAUUACUACAAAUGUAUCUCUGAAUGGUUUAAAAAAAUAUCUAUACUACAGUAUUUCUAUAGUAACUCUCCCCAAUAUGUCUGACAUGGAAUCUGAGACAACCAAGGAAAGUCAGUUAAACUGACUGUUACAUGUUUCCAAGAAAAAAUAGAAUACGUUAGGUUCCAUGUCUUAAAAUGAA
Molecule: messenger RNA, 5817 nt
Organism: Meriones unguiculatus (Mongolian gerbil)
Lineage: Eukaryota; Metazoa; Chordata; Mammalia; Rodentia; Muridae
Gene: Dimt1
Product: DIM1 rRNA methyltransferase and ribosome maturation factor
Exons: 12
Coding region: 111-1052 (313 amino acids)
Biological process (GO): rRNA methylation
Cellular component (GO): mitochondrial matrix
Molecular function (GO): rRNA (adenine-N6,N6-)-dimethyltransferase activity
Source: RefSeq, a predicted model, not a curated record